Messenger RNA from Pocillopora verrucosa, 2126 nucleotides. NCBI's taxonomy places the organism in Eukaryota, Metazoa, Cnidaria, Anthozoa, Scleractinia, Pocilloporidae. The record is from RefSeq and is a predicted model, not a curated record.
UUAAACUUUUCGAAGUAGGCAGUGUUUCCGUAGAAGGACAAAGACUUAUCACAUGGAAUUGACAGGUUAAUCAAUUUCUCAGCAUAAGAAAAGUUAGAUCAACUAGAAAUAUGGAUGUUCUCAAAACGAACGGAGUUAACAACAACGCGAAUCCUCAGCGCGUUGCCCUGAAAGAAACACAAGACUUGAAAGUUAGACUGCAAGAAUGCCUUCACUUAUCGACAUCGAACAACCAGGCUAAUCGACAAUUGCAACAGGCAACUCACAAGCCGAAUGGAUGGAUAAAACAAGAACACUCUUCUGCACAAAAACAUCGUCAACAUCAUCAUCAUGUUGAACGAACAGAUGACAAAUCGUCUGCACAUUCACGAGAUGAAAAUAAAGAAAACAACGAGAAAGAAAACUUAAAGAAGUCUAAGACCUGUUGGUCAUUGGACGACUUUGAUAUUGGCAAGCCGCUUGGAAAAGGCAAAUUUGGAAAUGUUUACUUGGCAAGGGAAAAGAAGAGUAAAUACAUUGUAGCCCUCAAGGUCUUGUUUAAAUCACAGCUAGAGAAAAAUAAUGUGGAACACCAACUUAGAAGAGAAAUUGAAAUCCAGUCUCAUCUCAGGCAUCCCCAUAUCCUUCGCCUUUUUGGUUAUUUCUAUGAUAAGACAAGAGUUUAUCUUAUCUUAGAGUAUGCUCCAAAAGGUGAACUGUACAAAGAGUUGAGUAAAGUUGAGAGAUUUGAUGAGAAAACAUCCUCAAAUUAUAUUCGUCAACUAGCACAAGCCUUAAAGUAUUGUCACUCAAAGAAAGUCAUCCAUAGGGACAUCAAACCAGAAAAUCUUCUACUUACUCUCAAGGGAGAUUUGAAAAUUGCUGAUUUUGGUUGGUCAGUUCAUGCUCCUUCAUCAAGGCGAACAACACUAUGUGGAACACUGGAUUAUCUCCCACCUGAGAUGAUUGAAGGAAAAGCACAUGAUGAGAAGGUUGACCUUUGGAGCCUUGGAGUGCUGUGUUAUGAAUUUCUUGUUGGAAAGCCUCCCUUUGAAGCUGAUGGUCACCAUGAAACCUAUCGCAGAAUUUCAAGGGUUGACCUCAAGUUUCCAAGUUAUGUAUCUGAAGGGGCACGAGACCUAAUUUCUAAGCUUCUGGUGCAUGAUCCAAGCAAACGGCUUCCCCUUGGUGGUGUGCUUGCACAUCCUUGGAUAAGAAACAAUGCACAGGCCCCAGAAAUGCAAUCUACUUGUAGUUAUACAGCAACAAAGCAUUAGUUUCACACAUUCUGCAAAUUUAUUAAUAGUUAAUGUAAAUACCAUAGUAUGUCUAUAAAAAACUUAAUUUGUAUAGGCGGGAAAGUUUAUUUUUGCUGAAGCUGUUUAAUUAUGUGCCACUAAAUGACAAAUGAGACUGGCAGUAUGUCUUUAACUUCAAUGAUAAAAAAUUCAGCACUGCAGAGUCAUUUUAAGACAAACAUCUUUACAAAAAAAAGCUUCUAUUAGUUAGUUUACCUUUAUUACAUUUACAGUGUGUGCUCAAUUUCUCACUGGCUAAAGGCAAUGACAUUAUUGUAUUGUAAAAUAAACUUUUUCCCCAACUUCACUACAGCCUUUAAAAUGGAUAUUAGUCAGUGCAAUUACUGUAACACAAAAGAUAAUGUGUUUGUGUUAUGUGGUAAAAUGCUUUAAUGAACCAAUUAAAGUAGUUAUUAGAGAUCCUAGGCUACAUUUCAUUUAUCACCUUCUUGCCUAGUUUUUGGGAAACAAUUGAAAGUAGAGUUUAUCAUUGACUUCACAGGUGGAAUUUUUUUCUAAAAAAAAAAGUGCAUGAGGCUUUUUCCAUUCUUUGACCAAUAUUAAUAAAUCUUGUUUGGAUUUGUUGCAAACCAGUACAUUUGUAAUAAUGCAGUGACUAUUUGAUGUAUUAAAAUGUUUCCAUCUGCCAAAAGACAUAUUGUUCCUUCACUUUUCAAGUUGUGGGGUUGUAAUGUGUAUUCCCAUUAAUGCCUUUAAGUCAACAGUGUUGUAAGGAAUGAUGGACUCAUUUCAAAAAUUUGUGCCCGUUAGAACCAUGUUACCACGUGGGUUUUGCCCAGAACAAAAACAUUUAGCAUGAAAAUUUUCAUUUACACAACAAACUAAGAA